AUGUUCCUGCUGGAAGAUUCUCGAAGUAUUCUGAGCACCAACUUCAGGGAAAUGAUCAGCUUUGUGAAGGGGCUGGUGGCCCAGUUUGACAUUAGCGCGGCCGGUACCAAAGUCGCCCUCGCCACCUUUGGUAAAAAGUUAAUUACGGAGUUUGACUUCGGAGCUUACAACUCACUGGCAGAGGUGGAGCACGCUUUGGACUUUGUUCACCAGGGAAGCGGGGACGAGACAAAUAUAGGCAAAGCUAUUAGUUAUGCCCAUUCUACGCUGAUCAGCCACCAAAGGCCAGGUGUCUCUCACAAGCUAAUCAUCAUCACAAACGGUGCGUCCAGCGAUCAGGCAGAGGCGUCCAAAGCUGCAUAUCUCGCCCGAGAGGAUGGGGUGGAAAUCAUUGUCAUUGGUGUCGGCAGGUGA
Aplysia californica (California sea hare) is the source of this 414-nucleotide messenger RNA. RefSeq names its product matrilin-4. The transcript is spliced from 3 exons. NCBI's taxonomy places the organism in Eukaryota, Metazoa, Mollusca, Gastropoda, Aplysiida, Aplysiidae. The record is from RefSeq and is a predicted model, not a curated record. Bases 1 to 414 code for a protein of 137 amino acids.